UUGUUGAAGUUGAAAAAAUGUAAAUCUACAGUCCUCGCUUUAAAUCUACUUUAUAAUUGGGCUUUAAAAGACAACUCCACCCCCAACAAAUGGCGUUUGGCUCUUGGGAAGAGGGUUAAUUUAAAACCUUGUUGCUAACUUCACCUGCUCCAUACCAGGUGAUUUAAUUUACCCCAAUCGACCAAUUUUUAUUCAUUGUUGUCUGAGGCGUUAUCAUUUUCUUUACUUUUGUUUUUCUUCAUAAUCUAACGAUCAGGUUGCUGCACCAUGUCCCAUGAUCCAGAGAAGGAUGAAGAAGAUGGAGACAGACUGUUUGUCUCGUCUCGCGUUCCUGAUUUCUCUGAUCUGCGGGAAGCCCUUUUCCCUACUUGCCUAGAAGAAGAGACCAAAAGUGGGAUUGAACUAGCAUCCACCCAAUUUUCUGAUGUGGGCCUAAGGAAAGCGAAAAUGCCUACAACAGAAACACCAGGGGGCGCAAAAGAGACUUGGGGUACGGACUGUCCCUCGGGUCAUCCCGAAGCAAGGGAGCCAUCGGUGGGGAUUAAAACGACAGAAGGGGAGCGCGAGCAAGAGAAGCCUUCCAGGCCUAAUUUUGAGAACAGUCCUUUGUCAACUCACUCAGAGCCUGGCACCAGUCGAUCUCUCUCUGGCGAUAUCACGUGUUGCAUUCAGGUACCAGAGACCACCAUCCUGUACUUCUUGCAAGAAACUGCUAAAUUACUGCCACAGAAAGAUAUGGAAACCCUGUGCUCACCAGCAGAGGAUUGUGUGCAAGGCAUGGUUGCACAUGCUUUCCAAAGUGUGAAGCAACGUAAAAGUGACAUAAAGUUGGAUGAAUGGCAGACGCAGUAUGUACCUGCUACCUGUGGGACUAAUGCACAGUUUUGUUAUUCCGGAUCCUUUAAUUUUAAUUUCAUACCAGCAUUUCAUGGAUGUAGCUCAAUGGAUACUCUUAAUCUUAUCACUAUGCAGUGUAAAAAUUUGUCUGGUUCCGAAAGCUUGCAUAUUAAGGACUACUCUGUCAGCCACAGUGAAGCAGUAGUGGAAGGCAAACUCCCUAAGUCUGCUGAAGAGAUUGUGUGUGAAAACAGUUGCUGCAGUGAGAAGCCAAAUCCUGACAGUGGCAAAGUACAGCACUAUGAAAAUGUAAUUGACUCUAAUAUGAAUGAGAGAACUGAAGUGCCGGACUGUGACGGUCAUCCUUCUCAAGAACCUUUGGAGGAUCAGAAAGAAAGUGGAGUGAAUAUAUUUAAUGUAGUAGGCAGAGUGAGAACACCAAGGAAGCAGAGGAAACCAAUGAAAAGUGCAGAGAAAUGGGACCCUACAUUCAGAGGUGCAACUUUAAAGUUCCAGAUGAAGCAUCGUGAAGGAGGCACCCUUGUUAUAACGUCACAGUACAGAUGGGUUUGGUUUCGAUAUCGGAACAGACUUGGCCAUUGCUACAGCUCGCAUCAGCCAAAGACUGUCGAGCUUCACUUUUACCCAGAAUCCCUCUCAGAAAGCAGCAAACGAGAUCUGAGUGCAGAAUUUUGGAAAAGGCUGAAGAGGCAAAACCACUUGCCACCAGUCGACCCUGGUGGAUCGAGCAGCUCUGAAGAGGACCUUGGCUCUCCUUGCCUCAUACGUGAGUGA
Molecule: messenger RNA, 1632 nt
Organism: Protopterus annectens (West African lungfish)
Lineage: Eukaryota; Metazoa; Chordata; Ceratodontiformes; Protopteridae
Exons: 5
Coding region: 268-1632 (454 amino acids)
Biological process (GO): spermatogenesis; regulation of transcription by RNA polymerase II; oocyte development
Cellular component (GO): nucleus
Source: RefSeq, a predicted model, not a curated record